Messenger RNA from Mucor velutinosus, 1428 nucleotides. RefSeq lists its product as uncharacterized. Lineage: Eukaryota; Fungi; Mucoromycota; Mucoromycetes; Mucorales; Mucoraceae. The record is from RefSeq and is a predicted model, not a curated record. The coding region runs from base 1 to 1428 and encodes 475 amino acids. The transcript has 4 exons. Gene Ontology annotation, molecular function: methyltransferase activity.
AUGGGUAAUACUCAUUCAGCAGCUUCCCACAAUGGCAGAUUGUCAAGGACGUUUUCACGACAAUCCAGAAAAGACGAUGCCUUACCACACAUGCACACUACAAACGAUGCCCAGACAUGUCACAAAAAGUACAAGGAAUCAUUGCCUCCCUCGCCUAACAGCAACAGCGAUCCAAAAACUACGUCCAACUACAAGACGGCAGAUGAAGCGACAUCAAGCAGGGGAUCAAAGUACAUUUUACCUAAUAACGAGGAAGAGCUGGAUAGGCUCGUUCAAGUUCAUUUUAUUUACAAGUAUCUGUUUGGUGCUAAUUUUUUAGCUCCUGUAAAGGAUUUAUUAUCGAGCAAUCAAUCGAGAAGAAGUUCGGGCAGUAGUCAUCAUCAAUGGAUGCAAGAUUCGCCGUCAUUGUUAUCUUUAUCUCCACCAAGAGUAUUGGAUAUUGCUUGUGGCAAUGGCACAUGGAUCCUAGAGAUGGCAACAGAAUUUCCAGACAGUCAAUUCUACGGUAUCGAUAUCCUAGCAAACUAUCCGACUACAGUCAAGCCAGCAAAUACCUUUUUCUCUCAACAUGACAUACUUCAUCCAAAAGGUUUACCAUACCCAGACGACUACUUUGAUUACAUCCAUAUGCGCCAAGUAUACUCCUGUUUCUCAGAACAGGAUUGGGUGACGGUAAUGAAGGAAAUUAAGCGUUUACUAAAACCCGGAGGCUACGUUGAACUGCGAGAUAUUGACCCAAUGCUGAACAAUAUGGGGCCGAUCUCCUCCAAAUUUUUUGCUCGCUUUCCUCUAUUGAUGAAAAAAUGGCAUGGCGUGAAUAUUCUGUGGGCAAGAUACAUGUAUGACAUUAUAAAUAAUGUGGGCAAUAUGGUGGAUGUGCACAAACAGGUCAAUACAUUGCCAUUUGGAUCUUCAGGACCUAUAGGAAACAUGAUUCAAAACUCUCUGCGCUUGGCGCUCAAAAGCUUUCGUUCGUUUUUCGAGAUACACAACAGUUUACCCGGCGCAGACUAUGACAGAGUCAUUGAUGACAUAGUGGAAGAAACCAGCAAGUAUCGCUCGUAUUUCAAUUACUAUUGCUGUUGGGGAAGAAGCCCCUUGUAUGAGACAGCGUACCAUUAUCAGGAACAGAGAGGCGGUAGUAUUAGUAGUAGCGGUGACGAACCACCAAGGCGCCAUUCAGUUACCAACAACAACAAUAUGAUAUCGGACUCGGAUGCCAAUGACAACGAUGCAUCGUCGUCUCUGACGAUACGUAGACAGAGUGAAAAGGAAACGCAGUCGGAUUGUGCCGACGAUGCGGCCAUGCCCCCCUCGAAUAUCCUGUCAAUUUACCCAUUAUCUGAUCAACAUCAACAUCACAUGGUCUCACUAGGAGAGGAAAAUGUAUCUGACAUUGAUCAAUUUGCUGAAGGAUACGAAGAUUAA